AUGAAUAUCUUCUUUUUACUGGCACUUGCGGCGGCUAACCCGAGCCGUCAGCGUCGUCAAGAAUCGAGCGGAAACGAGGGAUCAUUAGUCGCAAUUAAUAGUGACCCCGCUCCAGCAGAUCCAUCAGACGCUCCUCAGUCAUCCCAACCUGUCGCAUCAUCUGUUCCAGCACCUACUGUUUCUUCACAAGCUCCAGAACAAUCAAGUUUAUCCCCUGAAAAUUUAACCCCAUCACAAGCUACACCUUCCGCCAUUCCUGUUUCGAUCAACUCGACCGUUUCCAAAUCAGAAGACGAAGCACUUCCGGUCCCAAUCGCCACGGAGGAGACGAUUGUUGAAGAGUUUUCAAGUCCUGGAAAUGAGACAGCGAGUGAUCCCGAUGAAGAAGCUACAACUCAAUCUGCCCCUGUUGACGAAAAAGAAGAUUCUGUAACUGAAGCUGCAGUUGAAGAAAUCGACGUGGCGGAAGUUACAACCAGCUCUGUUGCUACUGUUGUCGCUGUUAAUGAAACUGUUGUUGCGAAUGCCACCGUAACCGAUUCUACAGAAGUCGAGGAGGAAGUGACUACAGAACUUGUGGAAGAAGCUACAACAGCGGAAAUAGCCGUGGUCGAUGACUCUGAAGCCACUACCGUUUCCCAGACUACGAUUAAGGAAGAAGCAACGACACAAGUUCCAUCGAAAAAAACCGCUGCUACUACGGUCUCCGAGAUCGAGGAUGAAUCCACAACUGAAUCAGAUAUCCUCGUUCCUGUUUUGAUUCCGGAGGAAAAGAAGGAAGAAUCAGAUAGCGAAGAUAUUUCCGAAGACAUUGACGAGCCCGAGGCCGAAUCAGAGGAGGAAGAGGAGGAGGAUGAUUCUUUCUAUGGAAGAUCGAAGGCAAAGCUCGUGGCACUGGUAGCAUUUUUCUUCCUCGUCUAA
Molecule: messenger RNA, 921 nt
Organism: Oikopleura dioica
Lineage: Eukaryota; Metazoa; Chordata; Appendicularia; Copelata; Oikopleuridae
Source: the annotation of a GenBank genome assembly